Molecule: messenger RNA, 4848 nt
Organism: Otolemur garnettii (small-eared galago)
Lineage: Eukaryota; Metazoa; Chordata; Mammalia; Primates; Galagidae
Gene: RAPGEF1
Product: Rap guanine nucleotide exchange factor 1
Exons: 17
Coding region: 257-2503 (748 amino acids)
Biological process (GO): Ras protein signal transduction; positive regulation of GTPase activity
Cellular component (GO): plasma membrane
Molecular function (GO): guanyl-nucleotide exchange factor activity
Source: RefSeq, a predicted model, not a curated record
AGAUCACUACGAUCCUGACUAUGAAUUCCUGCAGCAAGACCUCUCAAACGUAGACCAGAUACCUCAGCAAGUGGCCUGUAACCUUAGCCCAUUGCCAGAAUCCUUGGGGGAGUCUGGGUCUCCCUUUCUUAGCCAUCCUUUCCAGCUGCCUCUUGACAGCUGUCCCCAACCGGAGGGGCCCUUGGCCCCAGGACAGCAGACAGACGUGCCACCUGCUCUCCCGGAGAAGAAGCGCAGAAGCGCAGCCUCCCAGUCCAUGGACAGCUCUGGCUGCAGGAUAUCCUACGAGCGGCACCCCUCACAGUACGACAACAUCUCCGAGGAUGACCUGCAGAACCCAGCCCCACUCCAGCCCAUCCCCUACACACCCUUUGCUGCUAUUCUCCCUUUUCAGCAAGGAGGUUCCUCAGCUCCUGUUGAAUUUGUGGGCGAUUUCACUGCUCCUGAAUCAACAAGUGACCCAGAAAAACCACCUCCUCUACCAGAGAAGAAAAACAAACACAUGCUGGCCUACAUGCAGCUGCUCGAGGACUACUCAGAGCCGCAGCCCUCCAUGUUCUACCAGACUCCACAGAACGAGCACAUCUACCAGCAGAAGAACAAGCUCCUCAUGGAGGUCUAUGGCUUCAAUGAUUCCUUCAGCACAGCGGACUCCAUGCAAGAGCUGGCCCCGCCACCCGCCCUGCCCCCCAAGCAACGGCAGCUGCAGGCCUCCUAUGCUGCUUCUUCCUUCUCCUCUGUCUCCUACUGUGUCCAGCAAACUAAAGUGGCCUUCACCCCCGAGGACGGCAGUGCCACUCAGGGCCUCAGUGUGUCCGUCUCUAACUCCUUUCUCAGCCGGCAUGGCAGUUUACCCGUGCCCUCGUAUAAGUCUGUGUUUAGGUCCUACUCCCAGGAUUUCGUGCCUCACCACCAAGCUUCCACUCAGCCUUUCCUUCCGCCUACCUCCUCCUCUUCUCCACAUUUCCCACCUGUCCACCAGUCUCAGAGCUCUGACUUAGCGGUGCCAACUGUGGCCAGUCUGCCUCCCAGCACCGUGGACGGGCCUCUCUCAUCCUCUCAGGAGAGCAGCUUUCAUGGGAAUGCUGUCUGCCUUCCUCCCGAAAACUCUUUCACUGACUCGGACUCACCAGCUGGGAAAGAUGGACAUCCCAGAGAUCCCUCAGCAGUCGGCAGUGUACCUGGGAAGGACAGCAGAGAUGGCAGUGAGAGGGCUCCAAACUCACCAGAUGCUCUGGAGUCGGCUGAGUCAGAGGAGGAGGUGGAUGAGCUGUCCCUCAUUGACCACAGCGAGAUUAUGGCCAGACUGACACUGAAGCAAGAGGGUGAUGACGGGCCAGAUGUCCGUGGAGGAUCUGGGGACAUCUUACUGGUCCAUGCUACGGAGACAGAUAGGAAAGACUUGGUGUUGUACUGCGAGGCCUUCCUGACCACCUAUAGGACCUUCAUCACGCCCGAGGAGCUCAUCAAGAAGCUGCAGUACAGAUACGAGAAGUUCUCUCCCUUCGCGGACACGUUCAAGAAGCGCGUCAGCAAGAACACGUUCUUUGUGCUGGUCCGGGUGGUGGACGAGCUCUGCCUCGUGGAGCUGACAGAGGACAUCUUGAGGCUGCUGAUGGAGCUGGUCUUCCGCCUGGUGUGCAGUGGAGAGCUCAGCCUGGCUCGUGUGCUCCGUAAGAACAUCCUGGACAAGGUGGACCAGAAGAAGCUGCUCAGGUGUGCCAACUCCGACCAGCCCCUGGCAGCCAGGGGGGUGGCAGCCAGGCCAGGGACCUUGCAUGAUUUUCACAGCCAUGAAAUAGCUGAACAGCUGACCCUGCUGGAUGCUGAACUCUUCUAUAAAAUAGAGAUUCCUGAGGUUUUGCUUUGGGCAAAAGAGCAGAAUGAGGAGAAGAGCCCCAACUUGACCCAGUUCACAGAGCACUUCAACAACAUGUCCUACUGGGUGCGGUCAAUAAUCAUGUUACAGGAAAAGGCUCAGGACAGGGAACGGCUGCUCUUGAAGUUCAUCAAGAUCAUGAAGCACUUACGGAAACUGAAUAACUUCAACUCCUACCUGGCCAUCCUCUCGGCACUGGACUCAGCACCCAUCCGCAGGCUGGAGUGGCAGAAACAGACCUCAGAGGGCCUGGCUGAGUACUGCACGCUCAUUGACAGCUCGUCCUCUUUCCGGGCCUACCGGGCUGCCCUCUCAGAGGUGGAGCCUCCAUGCAUCCCUUACCUGGGGCUGAUCCUGCAGGACCUGACCUUCGUCCACCUGGGAAACCCAGACUAUAUCGAUGGGAAGGUGAACUUCUCCAAGCGAUGGCAGCAGUUCAACAUCCUGGACAGCAUGCGGUGCUUCCAGCAGGCGCAUUACGACAUCCGGAGAAACGAUGACAUCAUAAACUUCUUCAAUGACUUCAGUGACCACCUGGCUGAGGAGGCCCUAUGGGAACUCUCUCUGAAAAUCAAACCCAGGAACAUAACCAGAAGAAAAACAGAUCGGGAAGAGAAGACCUAGGAGAAGGCUCUGGAUAAAGACGCAUGCUUGGGGCACAGAAUGGCCACACUGGGGACCCAUCGGGAGCUGCAUAAAUCCCGGCCCCUCAGCCACAAGGCCUGGCCGAGCUGGCAUUCCUGCCAGCAGCUUCCUGCCUCCCUCCCCAGGGAGCAGACCCCAGUGCGUGGAGCCAGAGGCAGGCCUGUUGCUGAUGGCCAUGGUCUCCUGGGUGGGGUUUUUUUUUUUUUUUUUGCUUUCACUCCUAUCUUUUCCCUUCUCAUCUUCUGUCCCACCCACUCCCCUGCAGCCUGGGAGCAGCAGGGAUGUCAUCAGCAAACUAAGGAAUGGUAGGCUCUUCCACUCCCUAAGCUCUAGGGUUUCUGAAUCUUCUGAAAUGGCAAAGGAGUUGAGGCCUAAGGGCCUCUGGGUUGCUGUAGGCCCCUUUCACUUUCCAUUUCCUGCUUCUUAGAUGUGGAGGCUAGAGUGAGUCGUUCAUCUGGCCCAGGAAGGUACAGCAGGCACCUCAGUCGUCCUGUGGCUAACACUCCUGGUCAUGGUACUGGUGCCCACAGGGCCUCCCUUGUUGCCCCAUCACCCCCCACCCCAGUUGCCAAGCCCCUCCCCACACCACCUGGUGCUCUGGGGAGCUGGAAGAGGAGUGUGGAGGGAGGAAGGGACAUGGUUAGAGACAGUUGUUGCUGGGAGUCGGAGUUUAACCUUAUCUAAAGUGGCGCCAGAGCUGAACUGGUGGGGGGCUGACUCAGAGGGGGAUGGAGGAGCUGUUUUGUCUGGGAGAGGCCAGUGGCCCUGCCCUGUCAUUUGCUGUGUGCCUUAAACCUUAUCUCCUGCCUCCCCAGUCUCCAGCUUCCCUCCUACUGUGCCCAUCCUGGGGCCUGGCCAGGCACCUCCUCUGGCUCUUAAGACCUUUCUGCUGGUGCUGUCAGUGUCCCCUGGAAAGGGCAGAUGUUCCUGAGAGGCCCAGCAGGCAGGAUAGGGGCUUAGCUACAGAGGUGCUCCUGAGGCUGAGCAGCACAGGCGCUUUCUUCUACUCAAAGUGUCUUUGGAAGCAGGUACUUCUCCAUCCUCCUCCUCAAAAACCAUCCUCCCUGCUGAGGUUGACAAUCUGGGGCAAGGUUUGCAGAGCUGUUCAGCAAACAGGUGCCCACUGGAACCUCCUGAGGCCUGCCUGGCCCUGGAGGGGCACCCCUCCCUGCCCGGGCUUGUUUUGCAUCACAAGCCCUUACUUCUACUGGGCAUGUGAACCCCAGGCGAAUGAUCCCCAGGAUCUAACUGUGCUUACUCAGCCUGGUUUCAAAAGAACAAAGGAAGAAGGUAGAAAACAACAUACAUUGAUUAUUUAGAUUUUUUAAACUACUAUGUCACUCUGAGUCCUUCAUGAGUCUUCAGCAGCAUUUAUCAAGAAGAAAAUCAGGGCUGCUUUUUCCUCUUUUCUGUUUGUCCUGUACAUACAUAGAGGGAGGACACCCUCUGUCAGCAGCCCUGCCGGCAGCAGGGACCUGCCACCUCAUUAUUUAAGGCGCGCGUGUGUAGCCGCUGGUUAUUAACAGUGUUGUGUGUGUGGGUUGGGUUUUUAGUUUGUUCCCCUUCUUUAAGCCCCUUCAUUGCAUCUUUGCCCCUCUGCUCCCUCCCUCGCCCAGUUCUACUGAAUGCUGCUUUGCGUGAGGGCCGCUGUGCACACUGGCCCUGGGGUUGUGUGAACUGAAAUUCUUCCCAUACCAUGAGAGCCCCACAGAGUCCCCUCUGUGGCACGAACCAGAAACCCAGCCUGCGCCCCCAGCAGCAGGAGCGGACCUGUGUCUGGGUCAGUGGCUCCCCCCCUCUUGUUUUCAGGCAUGAGCUGGGCAAAGGGAUGGGGGCUCCCUUCACCUUCCCUGAAUUCGGAAUAGAACCCCGUGCCCAUCCCCAGAGUGCCCAAGCAUCUUCCUGGGAUCCUGGGGGUAUGAGCAGAAGGGUCCAGGCAGCAGGUGGACAGUGCCAGGUGACCCCUUGAGUGAGGAUGGUGAGGUACAAUGUGUGUCUUUAACUUAUUGGCUGAUGGGGGUCCCCCCAGCUCUGGUCACUGCAAGUCUUGCGCUCAGAGCUGCAAGCUGGCUGUAACUUUGGCCUGCUGCCAGGGGCUGAGGGGGGUGGUCGUGGGAGUCCUCUUCAGACAGGUGGAGGAUUCAGUCCAGUUCUCACCCACAGUAAGGGUGGAGCCAGGCAGGGGGCAGGCACGUGCUGACUGCCCACGACACAGCGUCCCAUUGUAAUAUAUCCCCAACUAACCAAGCCAAUGGUAGCAUCUUCCUGCAGACAUUUCAAAUGUGUAACUUUUAUACGGAAAAAAAUAAAACAGAUGAAAGCUG